AUGUUAUUACAUUGGGUGAGCAACUUCAUCGCUGAUAUUCUGACUUGGUUUAAGACGAAGGUACAUCCAGAUGCCAGCUACAUGAUAAAGCAGCCAGAGAUAUCCGCAGAUAUGCGCACAAUUUUGAUCGAUUGGAUCGUCGACGUAGCCCUAGAGUAUCACUUGAACCAGGAAACAUUGUUUUUGUCGGUCGCCUAUAUCGAUAUGUUUUUGUCAAAGGUGGCCGUUACCAAGGACAGACUGCAAUUGGUCGGAACCACAUCGGUCAUGAUUGCGUCGAAAUAUGAAGAAAUUUAUCCUCCGGAACUGAAAGACUUUGUUUACAUAACCGACAAUACUUAUAGCAAAGAGGAGGUGCUGAACAUGGAAAGAAUUAUUCUGGACACUUUGCGAUUCGACAUGGCUGUACCAACAGCGAACGCGUUCUUAGUCUACUUUUUAAAGGCCUGUCCGGUGCCAAAACGAUGUGAAUUCUUAGCCAUGUACUUGUCUGAACUGACCAUCAUUGACUACUGUUAUUUACGAUUUUUGCCCAGUCAAAUAGCCGCGUCAGCCACCUGCCUGGCCCGAAUAAUAGCUGACGAAACUGCUUGGGUAAGAACCCCCGAAUAG
Soboliphyme baturini is the source of this 612-nucleotide messenger RNA. NCBI's taxonomy places the organism in Eukaryota, Metazoa, Nematoda, Enoplea, Dioctophymatida, Soboliphymatidae. The record is from the annotation of a GenBank genome assembly.